Molecule: messenger RNA, 4550 nt
Organism: Carassius gibelio (silver crucian carp)
Lineage: Eukaryota; Metazoa; Chordata; Actinopteri; Cypriniformes; Cyprinidae
Product: mucin-2-like
Exons: 7
Coding region: 1-4110 (1369 amino acids)
Source: RefSeq, a predicted model, not a curated record
AUGCUCCCUGCUGAUGAGAAUCCAAAAGAAGGUCCAUCAAGCGUAGCACCAACAGAAGGUCUGACUAGCACAGCACUAACAGAAGGUCCUGCAAGCUCAGUGGCAAAAGAAGGUCCUACUACCACAGCACCAACAGAAGGUCCUGCAAGUACAGUGAUAACACAAGGUCCUUCAGGGAUAGUGUCAACAGAAGUUCGUACUAGCACAGCACCAACAGAAGUUCCUGCAAGCACAGCACCAACAGAAGGUCCUGCAAGCACAAAAGGGCCUGCAAGCACAGUGCCAACAGAAGGUCCUACUAGCAAAGGGCCAACCAAAGGUACUUCAGAGACAAUGCCAACAGAAGGUCCUACUAGCAUAGCACCAACAGAAGGUCUUGCAAGCACAGCGUUAACAGGAGGUCCUACUAGCACAGUGCCAACAGAAGGUCCUACUAGCACAGCACCAACAGAAGGUCUUUCAGGGAAAGUGCCAACAGAAGGUCAUACUAGCACAGCAUCAACAGAAGGUCCUGCAAGCACAGCGCCAACAGAAGAUCCUGCAAGCACAGAAGGUCCUACAAGCACAGUGCCAACAGAAGGUUCUACUAGCAUAGCACCAACAGAAGGUCCUGUAAGCACAGUGCUAACAGAAGGUCCUGCAAGCACAGUGCCAACAGAAGAUCCUGCAAGCACAGAAGGUCCUGCAAGCACAUUGCCAACAGAAGGUCCUUCUAGCAUAGAACCAACGGAAGGUCCUGCAAGCACAGUGCUAACAGGAGGUCCUACUAGCACAGCACCAACAGAAGGUCCUGCAAGCACAGUGCUAACAGAAGGUCCUUCUAGCAUAGCACCAACAGAAGGUCCUGCAAGCACAGUGCUAACAGAAGGUCCUACUAGCACAGAAGGUCCUACUAGCAUAGCACCAACAGAAGAUCCUGCAAGCACAGUGCCAACAGAAGGUCCUUCUAGCAUAGCACCAACAGAAGGUCCUGCAAGCACAGUGCUAACAGAAGGUCCUACUAGCACAGAAGGUCCUACUAGCAUAGCACCAACAGAAGAUCCUGCAAGCACAGUGCCAACAGAAGGUCCUUCUAGCAUAGCACCAACAGAAGGUCCUGCAAGCACAGUGCUAACAGAAGGUCCUACUAGCACAGAAGGUCCUACUAGCAUAGCACCAACAGAAGGUCCUGCAAGCACAGUGCCAACAGAAGGUCCUACUAGCACAGCACCAACAGAAGGUCCUGAAAGCACAGUGCCAACAGAAGGUCCUAAUAGCACAGGGCCAACCAAAGGUCCUUCAGAGACAGUGCCAAAUGAAGGUCCUACUAGGACAGCACCAACAGAAGAUCCUGCAAGCACAGUGCCAACAGAAGGUCCUUCAAGCACAAUGCCAACAGAAGGUCCUACUAGCACAGCACUAACAGAAGGUCCUACAAGCACAGUGCCAACAGAAGGUUCUACUAGCAUAGCACCAACAGAAGGUCCUGUAAGCACAGUGCUAACAGAAGGUCCUGCAAGCACAGUGCCAACAGAAGAUCCUGCAAGCACAGAAGGUCCUGCAAGCACAUUGCCAACAGAAGGUCCUUCUAGCAUAGAACCAACGGAAGGUCCUGCAAGCACAGUGCUAACAGGAGGUCCUACUAGCACAGCACCAACAGAAGGUCCUGCAAGCACAGUGCUAACAGAAGGUCCUUCUAGCAUAGCACCAACAGAAGGUCCUGCAAGCACAGUGCUAACAGAAGGUCCUACUAGCACAGAAGGUCCUACUAGCAUAGCACCAACAGAAGAUCCUGCAAGCACAGUGCCAACAGAAGGUCCUUCUAGCAUAGCACCAACAGAAGGUCCUGCAAGCACAGUGCUAACAGAAGGUCCUACUAGCACAGAAGGUCCUACUAGCAUAGCACCAACAGAAGAUCCUGCAAGCACAGUGCCAACAGAAGGUCCUUCUAGCAUAGCACCAACAGAAGGUCCUGCAAGCACAGUGCUAACAGAAGGUCCUACUAGCACAGAAGGUCCUACUAGCAUAGCACCAACAGAAGGUCCUGCAAGCACAGUGCCAACAGAAGGUCCUACUAGCACAGCACCAACAGAAGGUCCUGAAAGCACAGUGCCAACAGAAGGUCCUACUAGCACAGGGCCAACCAAAGGUCCUUCAGAGACAGUGCCAAAUGAAGGUCCUACUAGGACAGCACCAACAGAAGAUCCUGCAAGCACAGUGCCAACAGAAGGUCCUUCAAGCACAAUGCCAACAGAAGGUCCUACUAGCACAGCACUAACAGAAGGUCCUACUAGCACAGUACCAACAGAAGGUUCUGCAAGCACAGUGCCAACAGAAGGCCCUACUAGCACAGCGCCAACCGAAGGAACUUCAGGGACAGUGCCAACAGAAGGUCCUACUAGCACAGCACCAACAGAAGGUCCUGCAAGCACAUUGCUAAGAGAAGGUCAUACUAGCACAGCACCAACAGAAGGUCCUGAAAGCACAGUGCCAACAGAAGGUCCUACUAGCACAGGGACAACCAAAGGUCCUUCAGAGACAGUGCCAAAUGAAGGUCCUACUAGCACAGCACCAACAGAAGAUCCUGCAAGCACAGUGCCGACAGAAGGUCCUACUAGCACAGCACCAACAGAAGGUCCUACUAGCUCAGUACCAACAAAAGGUUCUGCAAGCACAGUGCUGACAGAAGGUCUUACUAACACAGCACCAACAGAAGGUCCUGCAAGCACAGUGCCAACAGAAGGCCCUACUAGCACAGCGCCAACCGAAGGAACUUCAGGGACAGUGCCAACAGAAGGUCUGACUAGCACAGCACCAACAGAAGGUCCUGCAAGCACAGUGCCAACAGAAGGUCCUACUAGCACAGCACCAUCAGAAGGUCCUGCAAGCACAUUGGUAAGAGAAGGUCAUACUAGCACAGCACCAAAAGAAGGUCCUAGAAGCACAGUGCCAACCGAAGGUCCUACUAGCACAGCGCCAACCGAAUGUCGUUCAGUGACAGUACAAAAUGAAGGUCCUAGCACAGCAUCAAAAGAAGAUCCUACUAGCACAGUGCCAACGGAAGGCCCUACAAGCACAGCACCAACCAAAGGUCCUACUAGCACAGUACCAGCAGAAUAUUCUGUCACUGAAACGACUACCAAGGCACAGAAUGAAAACCCAAAGGAACUCUCAUCUGUCAAGGUCCUUAGAUCUACCCCUGCUCCAAAUAAGACACCAUCCUCUCCUGUUCCAGUGAAACCAACAAAAAAUCCUACUCGACCUAGUAUGGAGAAGAAUGACAAAUCUGAACAAAAGGACACUCACAAUGAUCCUAGUGGCAUUGCUACAAUCAGACCAGCAGAAAAACCUCUUAAUGCUACCUCAGACAAGAAUGGCAAAACAGAUAGUAUUAAAGAUUAUCAAGCUGAUGAUUAUGACACUAACCUCUGCAGUGGUCGUCCAAUCAGUGGUUUGACAACUCUCAGAAAUGGUACCAUUGUGGUGUUCAGAGGACAUUAUUUUUGGACACUGGACAAACAUAGAAAUCCUGAUCCACCUCAGUUAAUUACAAGUGUGUGGGGAAUUCCAUCUCCCAUCGACACGGUUUACACCAGCUGCAACUGCCAGGGCAAAACCUACUUCUUCAAGGGAAAGAACUACUGGAGGUUUGAGAAUGCUGUGAUGGAUCCUGGCUUUCCCAAACCCAUCAGCACAGACUUUGGACAGAUUGGUCAUAUCACAGCUGCUUUACCUAUACCUAAGUACAGAAGCAGAAAAGAGUCUGUAAUCUUCUUCAAAAGAGGUGGGAUGGCGCAAAAGUACACAUAUCAGAUUACUCCAAAUUGUGGGACAAAGACAAGAAUUCCUAUGCUGACAGUGAGGACGAGAGCCAGACGACAAGCUGCUGCAGCUCUGGGUCAAGUGAUCAAUAUCUCAAAGACCUGGAGGGGAUUUCCGACCAUGGUGACCUCAGCCGUGUCUGUACCCUCAAGGGUGAAAGAGGGAUACAAGUAUUAUGUAUUCACUCAAAACAAUUAUUACAGCAUCAAAAUGGAAGGAGAAAGACCAGUGAUCCUCAAACCUGCUACAGGUCUAAAGGAAAACUCUGCAACCAGCUUCUUUAAAUGCCCAGAAACCCAGAAAAACUGAGUCCUUUGUCUCUUUCCCUCAUACCAUAUGUGUUUAUAUUUAUAUUAAAUUUAUAUUUCUAGUGAUGCACUUGUCUUAGGUGCAGUGCAAAACAACCUUAGUAAUGCUGCAUCUUUGGAGAUGGAAUUAGGGACAAACAAUGACUUCCUUUGAAACAUUUUAUUGUACAGAUGUAAAAUCAUUAAAAUAUCAUUGAUGGAUUGCUCAGAGCAUUAAAUGAACAAGCAAAAAUUAUAAUACAUUGACUGAAGUCUUAAAGUAGAACCAAAGUAUGGUUGUGUUCUUCUGGAGCCAUUCAUUCAGAAUGUGUUGCUUCAGAACUGCUUAACCUUGCAAAACUUCCCCUCACACAUGUGAUGUCACCUGUAGCAAGAAAGAUGUCGAAUCCAUUUGAUUAUGUUAAAUCUUACUGUGUUAAUACAGGUGGGUUAAAAACUAAA